AUGACUUCUUUGGAAACAAUCACAGCCCUCAAGGGAAUGGCCUCCGACCCAAAGAAGAGAAGUUUCCUUCUUAAGGAUGUAACUUGUAUUGGAGGUCUUGUCAUGGUGUUGUCUAAUCCAGAUGUCAAGGUGGUCACAGUUGCACUUGAGACUUUGCUUUUGUUGGCUGAUAGAUCGGACCACAGAACAACAUUGAGAGAUUUUAUUGGAAUGACUGACCAACUAGAGACCAUCAUCAGGAGAUCUUCUUAUGACCAAAAAGCUGCAAGCUUAGCAGAAAAGCUCUACGUGACCCUGACACAAGUUGAUCUACAAACACCGCUGAAAGAUACUCUCAACAAAUCUUCAAUAUCCGGACAAUCAAGUAAAAAAAAUAGCACUUCUAAGAACAACCGAAGUGUGCUAAAUGGAAAGUCUAAACACAUUGUGUUACAGAUCCGAGGACUCAUUGAUAAGGCUGACCGAGAACUGGUGAUGCGACUGAUCCUUCAAGUCAAAGGAGUUGUCAGUAUUACAUUUGAUCUCAACAAGAAGAGGUGCAUCCUGAGGACCAGACAGGACACCAAACCAGAGACUUUAGUACAGGCUAUUGCUAAAUCACAAACAAUGACUGCUCAGCAAGUCAUUAAAGAUGAUAACGGUGAAGAGAUGCUGCUAUCGUUUGGGUCACAUCAUCAGGACAUGGACAAGGAAAACACAACCUUACCAGACUAUCUACCUGAUGAAGUGGACAGUCCCACCCAUGAUGGCAAGACAAUGGCUCGUGUGGGGAAAGAUGGUGACAACAAAUCCUCUGGAUGGCUUAGUACGGCAGCUAACUUUCUCACCAACUCGUUCUACUGGUGAAGUCUGACUAGUUAAAUCUGUGUCGAUUGUUAGUGCUAUUUUAGUGACAGAGGUUGCUGUGCUACAUAAUACCUUGUGAAAGGGCAAUUCCAGAUAUUGCCAUACUGGACCAAAAUUAUGAUUAAAACUCCUAUGUACAAUUUUACAUAAUGUUCAAAUUUAAACCAAAAUUAAACUUGAUAAAUGGUAAAAGUUUUCAUGAAUACUUUGCCUGAGACUGACAUGUAAUUCCCAGUAUAGGUUGAUGAAAGGAAGAAUAUUGGAGUGAUGAUUAUUCCACCCUUUAUCAAUACUGUACACAAUUAUGUGUGUUAUGAAGAACUUCUCUGGCAAUACUUAAAAUUUCAGUCUUAGCUGUUUCUUGUAAAUUUGGUUUUUAUCUUCUUGGUUUAAAUACUCACUUUUAUUUGCAUUUUCAUUCGCAAAUUUUUAUCCAGUACUUUUGCCAAACA
Messenger RNA from Ylistrum balloti, 1298 nucleotides. Its product is annotated as armadillo repeat-containing protein 1-like. The record is from RefSeq and is a predicted model, not a curated record. The transcript is spliced from 8 exons. Bases 1 to 846 code for a protein of 281 amino acids. NCBI's taxonomy places the organism in Eukaryota, Metazoa, Mollusca, Bivalvia, Pectinida, Pectinidae. Gene Ontology annotation, molecular function: metal ion binding.